This is a messenger RNA of Miniopterus natalensis, 954 nucleotides long. It is a transcript of the gene OR8U1, whose product is annotated as olfactory receptor family 8 subfamily U member 1. Gene Ontology annotation, cellular component: membrane. Gene Ontology annotation, biological process: G protein-coupled receptor signaling pathway. Gene Ontology annotation, molecular function: G protein-coupled receptor activity; olfactory receptor activity. The record is from RefSeq and is a predicted model, not a curated record. Lineage: Eukaryota; Metazoa; Chordata; Mammalia; Chiroptera; Miniopteridae.
AUGGCCCCGGUUAACCGCACCCAGGUGAAGGAGUUCAUUCUCCUGGGCCUCACAGGUCGCCAGGACUUGAAGGUGCCUCUCCUUGCGGUUUUCUUAUCCAUCUACCUCUUCACAGUAGGAGGCAACCUGGGUCUGAUCCUGGUCAUUAGAGCGGAUGCGAGACUCAACACACCAAUGUACUUCUUUCUGAGCAACCUGGCUUUUGUCGAUUUCUGUUAUGCUUCUGUCAUUACACCCAAAAUGCUUGGGAAUUUCUUGUACAAGCAGAAUGUUAUCUCCUUCAAUGCCUGUGCCGCUCAGUUAGGCUGUUUCCUCACUUUCAUGGUAUCUGAGUGCUUGCUGCUCGCUUCCAUGGCCUAUGACCGAUACGUGGCCAUUUGUAACCCUCUCCUCUAUAGGGUCAUAAUGUCCCCAGGGAUCUGCAUUCAGCUGGUGGCUGUCCCUUAUUGCUAUAGCUUCCUGAUGGCACUGUUUCACACCAUCCUCACCUUUCGCCUCUCCUAUUGCCACUCUAAUGUCAUCAAUCAUUUCUACUGCGACGACAUGCCUCUCCUCAGGCUGACUUGCUCAGACACUCACUCCAAACAGCUGUGGAUCUUUGCCUGCGCUGGUGUCACGUUCAUUUCCUCUGUUCUGAUUGUCUUUGUCUCCUACGUGCACAUUAUUUCUGCCAUCCUGAGGAUGCGCUCAGCCGAGGGCAGGCGCAAGGCCUUCUCCACCUGUGGCUCCCACAUGCUGGCAGUCACCAUAUUCUACGGGACCCUGAUCUUUAUGUACUUACAGCCAAGCUCUAACCAUUCCCUUGACACAGACAAGACGGCCUCUGUCUUCUACACAGUGAUCAUUCCCAUGCUGAACCCCUUGAUCUACAGCCUCAGGAACAAGCAGGUGAAAGACGCCCUGAAGAAACUUGUCAUUAGAAACCAAGCUUUUCUGUUGAAAUUAAGAAAGUGA